UUCUCACUUAUUUUCCAACCGAUUAUUUAACGUAAACACCAGUCUAGUGGUGCAUUUUUUCGUCCAAUAUGUUUUGCGUAUUUGGAGGUGAGGGAAAAUGAGCAAAAAAUGGCCGAAGAAUCGUGUUUAUCGACGAGUCUGGAACACCGCGAGUACCCCUUCGCGGAGCAGAGCCGCCAAUCGAGCGUCACUGCGGUCCUCAACUACUGCAAAAGCAAAAUUUUGAAUCCUUAUCUCCGCGUUUUGAGCCUCGUGGGCUUGAGACCUCUCAUCUCCUACCAACUCGAGUCGUGUUUCUGCUUCCAGUUCGUCAAUUCGGUGUACACAAUCCAACUGAUUGUUCUACUAAUCUUGGGGUAUUUGUUGCAAUACAUGGCAUGCUUUCGCCGAGAUAGAGGCUUCUGUUUUAAGCUCGUCAACAAUCCAUACUUGAUCCAAAUCGAGGAUGUUAAACAAAUCUACGAACAAAUAUGCCAUGCACCCCUUUUAUUCUCAUUUAUUAUCCCAAGUGUCUUACAUCUGAUCGGCUAUAUUCACGCCGUUUUGGUCAUACGACACUCCGAUGACGAUCAAUUGCCUGUUUUAAUGGAGCGAGUUUUCCUCUCCAGCAACAGCCAAAGCAAUCAAAGAAAACUCGUGAGAACUCUGUGGACCUUCGUGACCUUGACUGGUAUAUGGAUGAGCUUAUCACUUAUCACAGUUGUGUGUAUGAUGGCCAAUGGUACUAUCAAUUUCAAAUGGUUGGAAAACAUGCCAGAGGGAGUUACAGUGGGGCUCAAAAUCCUAUUAGUGGUUUGUAUUUUAUGGCACGAUGUCGUUCAAGCCACCAUUAUUUCAAACUAUUGCCUGCAAACCCAACUCUUGACCACAUAUUUGCAAUGCCUUCAAGAGAAAUUACUGCAACAACUUGUGCAACCUCUGGAGUGGAUCAGACACAUCGAAACGUUUAAAAAAAUGCUACGUUUCGUCAACAACGAACUGGCGCCUUCAGUGUGCGUUUUCACGUUUAUCAAUCUAGCGUGUGCGAUUUCAGGCAUCUUGUGGUUUUUUGAUUAUGAUAAUGUUGAUAAGGAGACGGUUCCGAUCGGGGGGAUAAGCACCCUCAAUGUGAUUCUAUGGCUUUUACUCGCUUUGGCCCCCUUUAUGCAGGCUUCCCGAUUAUCGAACGAAUGUGACAUUUUACGCAACGCCGGUCAAGAAGUUCGGACGCGGCCUUUCGUCCACCAAGACACUCCUCGCCACGACCUCGAUUCUAUCCUUUUGUAUACAGCGAGUCUAAAGUUGAGGGCUAAACUAUUUUCAGUGCCAAUAACUGGCCGAUAUCUGUGUUUGUUUUUCAUGUUAGUGGGAAUAGUGAUUUUGGUUUUGGGCCAAUGUCAUUAUUUCACUUCGAAUUGAACUGUUUUAAUCUAUUUAAUAAAUCAUUUUUAUCAGCAA
Messenger RNA from Tribolium madens (black flour beetle), 1437 nucleotides. RefSeq lists its product as uncharacterized. The coding region runs from base 109 to 1398 and encodes 429 amino acids. The transcript has 6 exons. The record is from RefSeq and is a predicted model, not a curated record. Lineage: Eukaryota; Metazoa; Arthropoda; Insecta; Coleoptera; Tenebrionidae.